Messenger RNA from Diplodia corticola, 5043 nucleotides. RefSeq names its product nuclear pore complex subunit nup192. Gene Ontology annotation, cellular component: nuclear pore inner ring; nuclear pore. The coding region runs from base 1 to 5043 and encodes 1680 amino acids. NCBI's taxonomy places the organism in Eukaryota, Fungi, Ascomycota, Dothideomycetes, Botryosphaeriales, Botryosphaeriaceae. The transcript is spliced from 5 exons. Gene Ontology annotation, molecular function: structural constituent of nuclear pore. Gene Ontology annotation, biological process: nuclear pore organization. The record is from RefSeq and is a predicted model, not a curated record.
AUGGCCGAUACCGACAGCCUCGAGGCCCUCCAGGGCCUGCACCGCGACUUGCUGGCCCUCUCCGAGUCGCGCCUGCCGAACAUCGACCGCCUGUUCGCCGAGCUGCUUGCGCGUGUCGAUGAGUUCAAAAAGCUUCUGGACAAGCCCCGCAAGAAUGACAGGAGUCGCGAGGCCCUCAGGAACGACACGCUCGAAUUCGACGGCGAGAAGUACCAGGUCAACGAUGAGUUCAAACAGGACGUCGUUCGCGCUGCCGACUUCAUAGACCUCGAUGAAAUCGAAGCUGCCAAGCUGUGCCUCGCCGCUCAAGACGAUGCUGUCGAGCUCGAUCGUUCGCUCUACGCCGCCGCUAUUAUCCGCUUCCACAAGCGCCGCCAGUUCCUUCUCGAAUCUCUGCGCCUCGUGCUGAAACAGUCCCACGACCCGGAGGGUAACGAAGAGUUCGCCACUCUCUUCGGCGAGUAUGUGCGCAAGGUCUUGGGUAUCGACGAGCAGAUGCGCUUGGAAAACGGCCAUGCCUACUGGCAGAAGUGCCUGGCCAGCAUGGGCGAUAUUGAGCGGUGGCUGCAGGGUUUGGCCGAUCUAAUGCUCGCUGGCAAUAUGGUUGGCAAGCCCGCUGAAGAGAUGGAGAUGAUCGACUUCCAGCGCACCAGCCUGACGCGCCAGCACGAGUCCCUGGCCGCCAUCUGCACCCAUCUGAUCAAGGCCGGCUACACCAGCAUUGACAACUUCCGUGGCCUCAUCAGCACCCUCAAGACAUUGAGCAAACACGACCUAGUCCUUGUCCACUACGUCCCUAUCGUCACCUCGUCCAUCAGCCAGCUCGUUUCUUCGGAGCGUUCGUCAUCACUGGAAGAUGCGCGCGCUCUCCACAAGGUCGUCAUCGCAGGAAAGGAGGGUGAUGGCUGGAAGCUUCGCAAUUUCCACUCUGCCGUCAUUGUGUGGUGGCUUGUUGAAUACAGCAGCAGAUACGUCGAUCCUGCUCCUUUGAACGGAGUCGACCUGGAUGUUGAAGCUGAAGAGCGAACACAGCUGUUUCUGGACUCCAUGAGAGAUGGGGCUUUCCACUUCAUGCUCUCGGUCAGCCAGGAUGUCCGACCGAACAGAUGGUAUGAUCCAGCAAAGGCUCGAUUGCUGUCCUUCGUCCUGCAGGAUGCACCCUCAUUACCCGCCGACUCGACGCCUAUUUCGGACUUCUUCCAGGUCGUCUUCACCGAACAAAUGCAGCUCUUUGUUGAUGCUUUCAUCACCAACAUGCCCGACACGCUACGGAAACUCAAAGUCGAGGAGGACGACAAGCGUCGAAUGAUCCAUUCGCGAUUCCAGCCCGGCCCCGUUGAGCAAGAGCUACAUCUCGAACGCUUCUUCCUCAUCAUUUCAUAUGCCUUUGCUGAAAGCCCUGAUGCCGCUCAGAACUUUUGGUCAGACACAGACGGCAAUCUCUAUGGCUUCUUGCAAUGGGCAGCCAAACGGCAAACCACACCGCGAGCCGCUGCAUUCUGUGAGAUGCUGAAGUCUCUGACCGAGGGCGAGGAUUGCGCUGCUGCUGCGCACAGGUUUCUACAGGAGGAAGGUGUUGUUGCUUCCGGCAAGCUGCGCCGAACCACUUCUUUGAGCUACCAGCACAUCUUGAGUGAGUUGCACUUUUACGCAACAAGCAUCAAGGAAAAGCCCAACCCUUCUCCUACGAUGCGCUACCAACGAUCUGCUCAAGAUUCCGAUGACUAUCUCGUCGAGCCUGAAACCGGCUUGAUGCUCGAAUGUCACUUGAGAUUACUUACUCACUUGUGCAGGGAAAGCUCUGAGGCGCGCAGCUGGAUCUUGAACAAUCCCAAUUUCCCUGUUGUGGACAUGCUUCUUCAGCUUUCAACCAUUCCCAUGGAGAGCCGGCUGAGGGCCAACGUCUUCAGCGUGCUCAGUUCCCUACUCGUCGCCAAGACCGCUGCAGUCGGAGACAGCAUAUGGACGCAACUGGAUUCCUGGAUCACUCACAACUCUGUACCGCAUGCCAUAACUUCACGCACUACCAACUCCAUCAGUGCAGAGAAGAUUCUCUUUGACACGGUUGCAACUGACUACGAUGAAGCAACGGCCUUCAUGAGCCUUUUGACGGCUCUGGUUGCGCCCUACGCUGACGAUACCGGACUGCACGACACUCUUCCAUUCCCCGAGACGCUUGGUUCCAGCUACCGCAUGCCAGGGAUUGACAAGUACGUCGAUUUCGCGCUCGAGCGUGUCUUCGGCCAGCUGUGCAAGAAGGUAGAGGAUCCACUGCAACUGCGUGUCCUGCGCUGGCAUUGCCUCAACUUCAUCUCGGUCUGCCUAUCCACCUUCAACGAAGAUCUUGUCGUCUUCGCUAACUCAUCAAAUCUGCCCGUGGACACUGCAAUGCACUCUUCCUCGUUACUUGCCUAUGUGCAACUCCAUCCUUUCGCUCGAGUCAUGGAAUGGCUCUUCAACGACAAUGUAAUCUCUUCCCUUUUCGCCGCUGCACAUCAAGAUGUUGCAGAAGUCAACGACUCGACACCUGAUUCCCCUCUGCUUCUGUCUUUGGUCAAGAGCAUCGAGGUGCUCGAUUUGGUCAUGACCCUCCAAAACACGUUCUUGGAUGUUGAAAGGGGCGGACAUCGAUCGAAGAAUGCCACACAGAAAAGAAAGGUUGCGAAUACGGCUCUAGCAUCGUUCGAGGAUGCAGUUCUCAACCACCUCUACGUUGUCGUAGACCUCGGGCUAUAUUGUGGUACAGGACAGCAGGAUUUGACUCUUUGCUCCAUCCAUCUGCUUGAAAAGCUCACUUCGUCACGCAAGCUCGUCGUGUCACCCAUGGCAGGCUUCGGACAACGGUCUGACCGGAGUAAAGUGAUUGGCAUCAUGGAGAAAGACAACGACUCAGAGCGAAUUGCGAAGGCUUUGACUUCGGAGAUGGGCCUUGAUCAAAGAGAAUUCGAACAAGGCCCAGAAGCACCAGGUUAUCUUAUCAAAAUGGGAAUCUUGGACUUCUUGAACAGCUGUCUCGAGGCCAUCCCUAACCGACCUACCGUCGCGCAUCUCCUGCUUGGCUUCAGCUGUGGAGUGAGCACGCUGGACAUCCCAGAAGAUGGUCUGUUUGUGACUGGACAUUCCUUGUUCCAUUCCGUCUUGCGCCUUGCAGUCGAAUAUCCAGAAAUGAUCAGCGAGUCUUUCACCCCAUGGUCCAGCGGGAUUAAGCAAAAGUGCAUCAACAUCCUGAUGAAACUCUGGAGAUCGCCUCUGUCAUCGGCAUUUGUCAUGACUGAGCUGCGAGCAAGCGAGUAUUUCCAAAGCCAGAUGCUGCGGCAACACCUCGUAGAUAACAACACCUUGUUCUCCGGCAGUAACAUUACCGACCCCGACUUCAUCUUCAACCCCUCUGCCAUUGCUCUUGAGAAAUUUCUCCAGCAGAGGACAGCCUUUUUCGAGUACACCGCCAGAGAACUUCGCCUGGUUGGGGGUUUGCCAACUCUCCGAGCGCGAAUGCAGACAACUCUACUCGGGGUAACCGUGCUUCCGGAUGGUGAGCAGAUGGGCAACCCGAGCGUCUUUGAUUUGUUCGAUUUCAUGGAGCUCGAGGUGGUGGACGAUUACGGUCUCCCUGAGCUGCCGUUGCUGGGCUCCAUGGACUUCAAAGUAUGCUUAUCCUCUGCCGGUCAGAAAUACGAUAUGCGGCACGUGGCGGAGUUGAUCACCAUCAGGUCAAACGAGCUGCGCAAGGCGGGUAGAAUCCUUUCGGCUGUGGAGGAGCAGCAGAUGUACGCAGAUGGCCAGCUCGUUUUGGGCUACCUCGUCGGCGUCAACCAGCGGAAAGAUAUCGCACGUGCUCGGGGCGAGGUCCUGAAAGCCUGGACUCAACUGAUGAUGGUCCUUUUGGAGAAGGGCGAGUUCGAUGACAGCACGAAAACUUCGUUCAUUCUUCAGGCCCUUCAAGUGAUCCUACCAAAGCUCGAAAAGGCUUAUGUCGAAGACGUCAGCCCUGCGAUAGACCUCGCCGAUCUCGCCCGCAGGUUGUUGGCAAAUGUCAACUUCAAGUCGAAGUCUAUUGAGGAGAAGGGAAGGACAAGCGAUCUUGCUAAAGACAGACUAUUACAGCUCUUCCGGGUGGCUCUGAGUGGAAUCUUCUGCUUGGUGUCCAAUGCGGAGUUGCGCGAGAUCUGCUACCAGAUUUGCUACCGCUACCUCCGUGGUACCUCGGACCAUGCGGGUAAACCUGCAAGUGCAGGUGGCUUUGGCCGCUCUUUCAGCGCAACUGCAACCCUGAAUGCAUCGGCAUUGGUCAAAAGCUCACAACAACCAUCGACUCUCACUUCUCAGACCAUGCGCACUGUCAGGUCGGCGGGAAGUAAAAUGAUCGAUGUGGUCUGCGACGACUCUUAUGCCGGUCAAGGGACAUGCAGGAUUUCUGCGCUUCUCUUCCUCGAUGCUCUUGUGGCACUCAGCGCUCGUGAAGAUGAUAGAUAUAUCAUCGACUCUCUCGUACGACUCAACUUCAUUGACGUGCUCGUAGACAGUAUCAAACUCAUCCCGACGGAGCUACGCAACACCGGCGCGGGCGAUAUACCACUCUUACUAUCCUUCAUCGACGCCUACCUAGCUCUCCUCCUUCGCAUCUCCCAGACCAGAGCCGGUGCCGCACAAGUCCUAAACGCCGGGCUUUUCUCCUCGGUCCGCGAAUCACAAAUCUUCUCAACAGACCCAGAUUUCGGCUUCGAAAUCGACAACCCGCACGCGCUGCGCAAGUUCUUCGACCUCAUGCUCGCCGUCCUGCGCGUCGUCAACGCCGUCGUCGUCGUGCGCGGCCCGCAGAACGCCCAGUGCCGCGCCCAGGCCCGCGACUUCGUCGCCGACAACCGCGCCAGCGUCGUCGCCGUCUUCAAGCGCGCCGCCCGCACCGGCACGGGCGAGCAGGCCACCGGCGCCGAGCUCGAGGAGCUCGUCGACAACCUGUGUCUGUUGAUGACGGCGGUCGGGUUCUUGGAGUACGAGGACCAACAGUCGCAGAGGCCGGGGAUGCUGGCGUCGUUCUCGUGA